This is a messenger RNA of Paramecium sonneborni, 307 nucleotides long. NCBI's taxonomy places the organism in Eukaryota, Ciliophora, Oligohymenophorea, Peniculida, Parameciidae. The record is from the annotation of a GenBank genome assembly.
AUGUAAUUUUGGUUUAAAAAUAAUAAUUUUGUAGAAUGAUAUCUUAUUUUAUUUUUUUAAAAGAAUAAUACUGACCAAAGGAGAUAGUAGAUAUUAUUUGAUUUCAAAUAAAUGUUAAAUGAAAAUUAUAAAGAAUAAAUUUUGAGUGAUGAUGAAAAAUUCGUUUUUGGUUUUUAAAAUUAUAUAAGAAUAUGAAUGUUUUAAUAAUAUGAAUAGGUGUAUGGAGAUGAAAUGAAGAGAAUGAGAAUGUUUGUAUAAUUGGAAUGUUAGAAAGUGAUGGUUUUGAUUGGAUUAAUUAAAGGUUGAU